This is a messenger RNA of Seriola aureovittata, 4681 nucleotides long. RefSeq names its product PDZ domain containing 7a (gene pdzd7a). Gene Ontology annotation, biological process: auditory receptor cell stereocilium organization; sensory perception of sound. Lineage: Eukaryota; Metazoa; Chordata; Actinopteri; Carangiformes; Carangidae. The record is from RefSeq and is a predicted model, not a curated record. Gene Ontology annotation, cellular component: stereocilium tip; plasma membrane; stereocilia ankle link complex. Gene Ontology annotation, molecular function: protein binding. The transcript is spliced from 18 exons. Bases 662 to 3586 code for a protein of 974 amino acids.
UCCACCGCUCCGUUUUUCCACCUACAUCUGGAGUCUUACUGAAAUAUAAUUAAUAACAAGGUUUACCUGAGGACAAGCUGCUAUAGACUUGAGUCAGUGGUACAGUAAUAUUGUGCAAUUAGUGUGCUUAAUCAUCACUGGUCCGGCGCUAAUGGCUGCACAGCUGCAGGGGCUUUAUGUAAAAGGCUUACACCUCUUAAGACAAUAAUGGUCGCCUGGAGAACAAAUGAGGUGACACUAAUACUCCGGAGGUGACGCGGAUCAGUCCGAGCUCAUUCAGCACAACAUGGACACAACAGUCGCUGUCCAUGGUGCUGAUUGAUAGAAAAAACACUGAUGAAGUUCAAGGAGAGAACAUUGUUACGUCUGUGGUCAGAUAUCCAUUUAAUUAAACAUGACCCGAGGGGAAUCACCAUGCACUGCUGACUUCUGUGCAGACAGGCCCGCAGCCUCUCAGCUGCAGCAGGGGGAAACGGCCCGGCACCAUGGACUCUAAGGAGAAGGACUCAGAGGCUGCACAGGAAUCCAGUGGAUUACACCAUUUUCUAACCUACAAAGAAAUUUAGGAUUUGAUCCUGGGCUGCACCUCUUCCAUCCUGACAGCAGACCCCAGAUAUCCUCCUGUCUGGAUGACUAAGGGAAGAAUUGCCAAACACAUAGCAUGGCUCACUCCGCUCACCCCUUUGGCUGGAGGGAGAUGACAAACGGAGGGGGGCACCCCCAUUCCCACAAUGGAGGCCAGACCGGGGGUUCCCACAGCACCACGCGCUACAUGCUGAAGAAACAGCACCGCCACAGACGCAGGUCCUCCUCACCGAUGGGCAGGGUCAUUCUCAUAAACGCCCCUGUUGAUGGAGGAGAUGACUGUGAAGACAUUCACACAGUGACCGUAGAUAAGAGUCCCGAUGGGCGUCUGGGUUUCAGUGUCCGUGGAGGCUCUGAACAUGGGCUUGGCAUAUUUGUCAGCAAGGUGGAGGACGACAGCUCUGCAGCACAGGCUGGGCUGACUGUGGGCGAUAAGCUGGUGGAGGUGAACGGGGUCAGCCUGGAGAGCAUCACCAUGAGCAGCGCUGUGAAGGUCCUGACAGGAAACAACAGGCUUAGAAUGGUGGUGAGACGGGUGGGCAAGAUCCCUGGCAUCCGCUACUCCAAGGAGAAGACUACAUGGGUGGAUCUGAUUCACCGGCGGAUGGUAGUGGAGGAGAGCGGUCGGACACCAUCAGAGGCCAGUUCGGACAGCGCUCUCCGCAGGAUUGUACAUCUCUUCACCACGUCAGAUGACUACUGUUUGGGCUUCAACAUCAGAGGAGGCAAAGAGUUCGGACUGGGGAUUUAUGUUUCUAAGCUGGACCCAGGUGGGCUCGCAGAACAGCAUGGCAUCAAGAUGGGUGAUCAAAUCCUUGCAGCCAAUGGGGUGAGCUUUGACAACAUCACCCACAGCAAUGCAGUCGAGGUCCUGAAGAGCCACACCCAUGUGAUGCUGACCAUUAGGGAAGCUGGGAGAUAUCCUGCUUACAAGGAGAUGGUGGCAGAAUACGGCUGGCUCGACAAGUUGGCCAAUGGGGGCCCUGCUCCAUCCUCCCAGGGUUCAGACUCCAACUCCUCUGCGUCCUCGCUGUCCUCCAGCACCCCUCUCAGCUCCCUCAGUGGUCUCUCCCAGGUCCUUUUCCCUCCUGUCUUUGGCACAGAGAUGGUAGACGUUGCCAUCUCCACAGAGGACCGCUCUCGAUGUCCAAGCAGCACUGAGCGAACUGCUGACACCGCCAUACAGACUGACCCCCACCCUCCAAUCUUCGUGGACAACUCCUCUACCCACAAUGGGUCGUACCCUGACAGGCUGGUUGCCACAGAAAGCAGUCGGACUGUAGGUGCCACAGUGCUGCUGAAGGACACAGUCAUACGUGGGAAAGGGGAAGGACCGAGGGAGAUGGGAGGAGUCGGGGAAGGAGGGCGGGGACGGACAAGGACGCUGUCAACUGGGGACCAGGAAGUUGUGAAACACUCACCUAAGACGGCAGCGCUGAUGGCUCUGAGCAGACCAAGGAAACCCAUCAGACGUUCCCAGAGCCACAUCACUGUGUCAGAGGACCGACAGAAGAAGAAGAGGCAGCAGAAGGAGAAGAGCUCGGCAGGGGGUAAAACUAGCCUGCAGCGCUCCAAAACCUUUGUCAACCUGUUAUUUAAGAAGGACCGUAAAGAGAAGUGCAGCUCUAAGUCACAAUCCCACCACGCUGACAAAGAUAAGGAGAGGGGUCGAACUUUCCAGCUCUUGACCUCCCCGAGGGAAUCCCGCGCUGGGGUUAGAAGCAACAGCCCGCAGCCCCGACCCGAGACCCUGCAGUACAUAGAGGACAUGGCAAAGAAACUGCUCAGCCAGGAUGAGGUGGCUGCUGUGAUGAGACACUGUCAGCGGUUUUUGUCUGACAAUGUGAUUGAGGAUUUAGUACGUCCCCUUUUGGCAAUUUUGGACAGGCCAGAAAAACUGCUGCUUCUCAGAGAAAUAAGAAUGCUGAUACCUACGACUGAGUUGGGCCGGUUUGACAGCAUGGUCAUGCCCUUUGAGCUAGAGGCGUAUGACAUUCUCAAGAGUCGCUCCAUGCGUUCACCAGCUCUGCGCUCCCCUCGCAGUGGAACCCCUCGACGUCACCUCAUCACCCCAAUCCCAGACUACAGGGGUGGGUUCCACCUCCAGCCGGUCCAUGACACACCGCGGGAGCGUCAGUUGAUUGAGGAGCUGGAGAGACUGCGUUUGUCUGGAAAGCAGUCAGGCCAUCUGCCUCCAUCCCGUGCCUUCACUCCCUUGCUGGAUGUACCUGUGGACAGCUACUUCUCCUCCACUGUCCAUUCCCUGAGCCCCUCACCCACCCACAGCUUCCUCCUCACAGAAUCACCACACAGCACCCAACGUGGGCGACAACCCCAUCGCUCCCCAAACAGAAGAGAGAACGGGGAUGAGGUCUCCUUAUUGUCCGUGUCUGACCGAGGAGAUGUGGCUCCUGAACGAGGGAGGUCACCUGUGAGGAACGGCCGUGGGCGAGUGAGGAGGGAGGCCAGUCCUGACAGUGUAGAUGGCAGAAGGAGCAGGCAGGAGGGCUUCACAGAGGUCAGCGUACGUGUUCCUUCACAGCAGGGAGGGAGAACUCCACUGGCUGAUGUAUUUGAGCCCUCAACAGACAAAAGCCCCUCCACAGGCAGAGGGAGCAGUCAGCAGGUAAAUAGACAUUUACAAAAUGGUCACGGUGUGAGAAGAAGAGCAGCUCUGCCACCUGAGGAAUAUGAAAUUGCCACUUUGACCAUCUCAAAGGCCAAGCAGUCACUGGGUAUUAGUAUCUCUGGAGGCAUGGAGUCAAGGGUCCAGCCUGUGAUAAAGAUUGAGAAAAUCUUCCCAGGAGGAGCUGCAUCUACAAAUGAGGCUCUGAGGGCAGGGUAUGAGCUGUUGUCCGUGGACGGUGAGAGUCUGCAGGGAGUGACACAUCAGCACGCAGUCGAUGUAAUCCGCCGCGCAUUCAGCAAUAAGGCAAAAGACCCGAUGGUUUUUGUGGUCAAGGUCCCUACCACCCCUCACCAGCCCCAGGGGACCUGCUGACUAACCUCCGUGGGUCUCACAGCCACACUGCAGCUGAGGCAUGAAGGACACCAAAAAACCUACAGCUCCUGUGGGAGUGAAUAAACUACAGGAUUCACUCUGUAAGAGAAAAUAUGACACAGGUGGAGCUCUGGUCAUAGUGGAGAGGAAUGGAUGCACGGAAGCAUCAACCCUGUUAAAGGCAGAGUUCUGACAAGAAGUGAAGAAAUUGGUCGGAAACAAAGAAACAUGUUGGAGCGGUUUUUUAAGACUGAUAAAGUAGCUUAUUUAUCAGGAUAAAGAUUGUUAUAAAUCACUUUUGCUAUGAUGAAUGUAAGAUACUGUGUUGCCCUGUAUGACUUUUGUAACAUUCUUAGUGUUUUUAGCAAAACAUUUUACUGAACGCAUACAUUGCACAUUAACUCAAUCAAAAGUAAGCAAUUUAGUGUUUUCUAAAGGGUCUUUUAUGAUAAGAUCGUAUGGUUCAUGAACUCCUCCUUGGUUGAAAUUGUGCCACUGUUUGACACGUGGUAACCUUGCCUUGCCUAACCUCUGGGCACUCUGAUUGUGAAGCCAGUGGUCUGCACAUUUCAGUUGGAGGAUCUCAGUCCAGCAGCCGUUCAGGCCCGCCAGAGGGAGAUUACCCCAGCCUGCGUUAUGAGAUUUAUAGAUUUAUACCCAGAUUAAACCCCUGUAUUAUGUCAAAACUGAUAGUUUGGGUUUAGUGGAUGUCUCUGGGGAUUAUUACAAAUUGCUGCUCAGUAAUUUUUGUGCUGUUUUUUUCUGGCAGAAGUGCUUGUGCUCUGGAGCAGUCUGCCACUUUAGAGGCUUAAUUACACCAUGCUGUGGACUGAGCUUAUGCAGACAUGUGGAGGAGUUGGAAAAACAUGUCAAUGAGAAAUGCAGGACAUGGAGGCCGGUGGCACAGUUUGAAUCAAAGUAGGCUGGAGGAGAUAUGAGCUGGAAGAUAACUGGAAUAUAGUGUGCAUAGUGCCUUACUUCUGCAGAUGGCCAGUGGGGAAAAUACUGAACAAACUUGGUUUUAACAAAUGCUAGAAAUGCUCAAGGUGAAAUGUUUUAAUCCAGGCAUGCAAUUAAAGUUAAAGAUGAAAUUGA